AUGGCGGGACAGAAGGGUGCGGACAAGGCAGCGGCGAAGAAGAAGCCGCAGACUGAUCAGCUUGACCUCUCGAACCAACAACUCUCCGCACCCCCCUCUCUCGCCGACUAUUCUGCGCUCACACGGCUCAAUCUGACCAAUUGUGGGCUCAAAUGCAUCGGAUUCGUCAAGCAGGCGGCGGCGACGCUGACCUGGCUGAACGUGAGCGGGAACGACUUGAGCGGUCCGGACGCUUGGAAGGGAGUCGAGGAGCUGCGGACGCUGUUCGUGCUGAACGCCAGCCACUGCCACCUCGCCGCCGUACCUCCUUGCAUCGCCCGCCUCUCCACCUUGAAAGCCCUCGUCCUCUCGCACAACUCGCUCACUAAGCUCGAGCACGUCGCCAACCUCCCUGACCUCAACACUAUCGUCGUCUCGAACAACUCGCUCACCUCGCUCCCCGCCUCUCUCGCCACGCUCCCCUCGCUGAAGAAGAUCUCAGCAGCGCACAACCAGCUCACCCCCACCGGACUGCCGGAUCUCUCCCCUCUCUCGCAUCUCCACGAGCUCCGCCUCAACGACAACCGAUCCCUCACUUCCCUUCCCUCUCACUUCGGUACCUGGGGAAAGGGCGAUAUGGGUAAGGGCGGGCUGGAGAUCCUGGAUAUCGGGAAUUGUGGGUUCGAGAGCUGGUUUGGGUUGAAGGAGCUCGCGAAGCAGGAGGGGAUCGUGAACCUUGGGUUGAAGGGGAAUAAGGUGGCUGAGGAUGCGGUCAAGGCGACUGGGUUCGACGAGUUCAAGGCCAAGCUCACGAUCCUCCUCCCCUCCCUCCGAAUCCUCGACACCCACCGCUUCGACGCCAAACACUUCGACCUGAAAGCCCAACGUGCCGCGCGGUCCGAGGAACAGAAGAUCCUCGACGCCGGACCCAUGGCGCUUGCUCUGAACGCGAUGAAGGAGAAGCCGGUUGAGGUUAGUGAGGCUGUGAAGGAAAGGGAGAGGGAGAGGGAGAAUAGGAGGAGGAAGAGGAAGGGGAUUGUGGAGGAGGUCGGAGCGGGCAGGAGCAAGAAGCGGAGAGAGGAGGAGCAAGGCGGUGCGGAGGGCGCGGCUCAAGGCGCCGAGGUCAACGACGCGCAGGAGAUGGACGACGGGCGGUCAGAGCAGGCGGAGACGACGACCACAGCGACGCCUGCCGAACCAGCAAAACCGAAGAAGCCGAAGAAGCGGUCGAAUGCGGAGCGCAAAGCUUUGGCCAAGGCGCGGGCGGCGGGAGAAGCGGAACCGACGGAGCAGGCGCAGUCGAGUGGUGCGGACAUACAGGACGACGACGAGCCAGCCGCCCCGGCAGCAGCGCCGGACGCGCUGAGCAGGAAGAAGGGCAAGAAGGGUCGCUUGCUGGACGCGCUACGUGGCGACGGGACCGACGUUGCGCCCAAGUCGUCUGCAAAGUCGUCUGCGCCGGCAUCGGCACCAGCACCCGCCGCGCCUGCACCAGCGGCGCCGGAGGAGAAGCAGAAGACCUCCGUCGCCAAGAUCAUCGAAGUCCGGCGGGCAGGCGAGGGCGGCAAGAAGAAGAAGAGCAAGAAGGGCGACAAGAAGGACGGCGAAGAGGCGGAGAAGGUCGACGUCGGUGCGCUGCUGGGACUUGCGACGGCGAAGGAGCAGGACAGGGCGGACGAGGCGGGCAAGGACGCUGUCGCAGCGCUUGGGACGGGCUUGGGCGGUGGCUGGGACUCGAACGGUGCGGGUACGGGUCUAUUUGGCGGCGGAGGAUGGGAUUGA
Messenger RNA from Rhodotorula toruloides NP11, 1761 nucleotides. Its product is annotated as leucine rich repeat domain containing protein. The transcript is spliced from 4 exons. The record is from RefSeq and is a predicted model, not a curated record. NCBI's taxonomy places the organism in Eukaryota, Fungi, Basidiomycota, Microbotryomycetes, Sporidiobolales, Sporidiobolaceae. Bases 1 to 1761 code for a protein of 586 amino acids. Gene Ontology annotation, molecular function: protein binding.